UCUCUCCUGGACAAUCACGUCAGACUGGUCUCACUUCACAGUCAACAUGGAGGACAGAGAAAAUUCAGGUGGCACUUCUGACGGUCCAUACAGUAAACUGACUUAUCAAGAGGACUUUGGCGGAGAUGAGCGCACUCUUUUCUCAAACCAAGAGAAGCACCAAGUGUCCAUGUCCAUGGUGAGACCCGAUUUCAGUUUGAAUCAUUACAGACUGCUCACAGUGAGCCUGGCAGUGCUCGCUGUCAUUCUACUUGUGGUUGACAUCGGCCUGGGAGUCUACUAUAAUAAACUUACUGGUGGGCAAUCUGCAGUAAUGGACAUCAGCAGAGAGGUGGUCAAACUGCAGGCUGCGUACAACACUGCAAUUCAAAGCAGGGAUGACGCCAAGAAAGAGUUGGCAAGAGAGAUCAGUGAGCAGCAAAUUACCAAGUGGGAGCUUGAACAUGAGCGUAAAAGAAGCAAAACCUACGAAAAGCAGGCUGACAAACUUCAAAUGGACAUUGCAGCGUUGAAAUCCCACAUGCCAAUGCUUAAGCAGGGCUGCAGACACUGCCUACCUGGAUGGACUUUCAUGAACUCACUGUGUUACUACUUCCCUUUCUCUGAGGACAUUUCACGCAGACCAUGGCAGGAAGCCAGAAAUUUUUGCACAAAACAAGGAGGCAACUUGGCAGUGAUAGACAGCAGAGAAAAACACCUGGCAGUUACCAACUUGAUAAAUAAUUAUCACGAUGCUACAAGACCCAUAAGCCAGACUGGUUUCUGGAUCGGACUGAGAGAUGUGCAGGAGGAAGGGAAUUGGAGAUGGCUGGAUGGAACAGAACUGGCUCAGGGGUACUGGAAUGAUGGAGAGCCCAACAACCAGGGUAAUGAGGACUGUGCAGCAGCAUAUCCCAGAAGCAACCCCUUUAAGUCCUGGAAUGAUGCUCCAUGCAAUUAUGACCUGAAAUGGAUUUGCGAAAUGACACCAAGAUCUGCAGGUUAAUGUGUUUUGUUUUGGUUUUUUUAAAUCACAUUAACUUUUCAGUUAAUUUUUUGAAUGCAGAUUUAACUCCACCUUAGAGACUUUUACACAUCUUCUGAAUCUUUUUAUUGUCAUGUCAACAUUUGUUGAGACUACAAAAUGGCAGGGAAGGUCCAAGUACAAAAAAUACAUCUGAUUUCUGAAAUGAACUAUAAAAUGUAAGUUAAUAAUUUAACUGUCAUAAAUAGUUUUUUUAAAACUUU
Molecule: messenger RNA, 1227 nt
Organism: Epinephelus lanceolatus (giant grouper)
Lineage: Eukaryota; Metazoa; Chordata; Actinopteri; Perciformes; Serranidae
Source: RefSeq, a predicted model, not a curated record